UUUUAAAGAUAUAAAAACAAAAUUGAGCUAAUGGAAAUCAUUGUCUCAGUUGCAUUCAGCGUGCACACAUUUUGAUAAUCAUGCGAUCCAUAGCACUUGCACUCCUGAUCCUUGCCGGAAUCCUGGCCUACGGCAAUGCAGCUCCUCAGCUGAAUUUGGCUUGGCUGCAGGGGAUCCUGGAAGAGGCUGGUCAAAGGAAUACGACGGUUAAGUUUGGAAACAACACGGUGAUCAUUACGGGAGUAUCCAAUGCCGUCGCCAACAGCAACGAGGCAACCAAUCGUCCAACUCCACAAGGCCCAUGGAAUAACCAUAGGCUUCCGUACGACGGCUUAUACGGUUACAACGGCUACAACGGCUACAACGGUUACAACGGUUACUACGGCUACUAUCGCAUGGUGCCCACCAUCGAUGGUCAGACUGUCGAGGAGCCACAGGAAUCCGACGAGGUUUCCCAGGAUCAGAGUGACGAUGAAUCUGGCGAGGAUCAAUACCAGCUGGAGGAUCAAAGUGAAGAGCUCAAAGACGUGAGCGUAGUAUAUCUUUCAGAGGACGAGCUCAUGGAGCUGGAAAAGGAUCAGCUCCAUGAUGAGGAGAAGGCGGAAGAUGGGCCCCAUGACCAAUCCGGGGAGGCUUCCCAGGAAGUCAACGAAAAUGAGUAGCUUGCCGCUAUAUAAAAUGAAUAGGCAAUGAGCCAUAUUGAAAGUGUUCAUAGAACACACGUUAUGUUACAUUAAUUUCAUUUCAUAUUUUUCAAAAAUUUGGUUUUUACUUGAAGCAUAUUUCAGACAACAAACUCGUUUAACUAAUUAGGAUUUGAUUAAACCACACUGUGCUUUGCCA
Messenger RNA from Drosophila erecta, 843 nucleotides. RefSeq lists its product as uncharacterized. Bases 81 to 662 code for a protein of 193 amino acids. The record is from RefSeq and is a predicted model, not a curated record. The transcript has a single exon. NCBI's taxonomy places the organism in Eukaryota, Metazoa, Arthropoda, Insecta, Diptera, Drosophilidae.